This is a messenger RNA of Otolemur garnettii (small-eared galago), 981 nucleotides long. RefSeq names its product mediator complex subunit 30 (gene MED30). Bases 164 to 700 code for a protein of 178 amino acids. Gene Ontology annotation, molecular function: transcription coregulator activity. NCBI's taxonomy places the organism in Eukaryota, Metazoa, Chordata, Mammalia, Primates, Galagidae. The transcript is spliced from 4 exons. Gene Ontology annotation, biological process: positive regulation of DNA-templated transcription. Gene Ontology annotation, cellular component: mediator complex. The record is from RefSeq and is a predicted model, not a curated record.
GUGUUACGUCACGGUAGGCGGAAGUCGCGGCUGCUGUUUUGAAAUCCCUGAGCCCGGGUCUUCCCAGCUCCUGGCCACGCCGAGUCCAAGCAGCCGCCAGAUUGCGGGCUGACCUCUGACACCUGCUUCUCGGCCCCUGUCGGCACGAGGCCGCAGCCGCGCCAUGUCUACCCCUCCGCUGGCGGCGUCGGGGAUGGCGCCUGGACCCUUCGCCGGGCCCCAGGCUCAGCAGGCCGCCCGGGAGGUCAACACAGCCUCGCUGUGCCGUAUUGGGCAGGAGACGGUCCAGGACAUUGUGUACCGCACCAUGGAGAUCUUUCAGCUGCUGAGGAACAUGCAGCUGCCAAAUGGUGUCACUUACCAUUCUGGAACAUAUCAAGACCGGUUAACAAAGCUACAGGAUCAUCUUCGCCAACUUUCUAUUCUCUUCAGGAAGCUGAGAUUGGUCUAUGACAAGUGCAUUGAAAAUUGUGCAGGAAUGGAUCCCAUUCCAGUAGAGCAACUUAUUCCAUAUGUGGAAGAAGAUGGCUCCAAAAAUGAUGACCGGGCUGGUCCGCCCCGUUUUGCCAGUGAAGAGAGGCGAGAAAUUGCCGAAGUAAAUAAAAAACUCAAACAGAAGAAUCAACAGCUGAAGCAAAUUAUGGAUCAAUUACGAAAUCUCAUCUGGGAUAUAAAUGCCAUGUUGGCAAUGAGGAACUAAACUGAUAUUUAAAUUUCCUGCAUUACACAUGUUAUACCAUUGGUUUUUCCCUCAAGUAUAAUUUCCCUUUGAAGAAGAUUAUUUAUCUGCCUGUAUUUUAGUCACAACUCAAGUCCUACUUUUACAUUAUGGUUUUGCAUUGAAGUAUUCAUUUUUUUUUAAUGCCAUCAGUCUUAUGAAAGAUUAUUGUAAUAAAGUUCGAUAGGGUUUGUGUUUUGGUUACUCUGUAUGAAUUAAAUAACCUUUUCUAAGAGCAAAGUAAAGUUUUGUAAAUACAUUUU